AUGGGCGCACAAGAAGGUUCUACUUUUCAUGUUGAAGAAAAUAUUCCGCCCGGUUACCGAUUCAAGCCGACCGACAAGGAACUGUUACACUACUUGAACCUCAGGAUUCUGAAUAAACAUAUAUCGAGUGAUGCCAUAAAAGAUGUUGAUCUCUACAAGUACCAUCCGAACGAUCUUUGCCAAAGCGGGACGAAUGGAACACAUGAGGGCUACUUUUUUACUUUUAGAACAAGGAAGUAUCAUAAAGGUGAUCGGCCGGACCGAACAGCAGCUGAUGGGUACUGGAAAGCCACCGGAGGCGACAUCAUUGUCCAAAGCAAUGGCCAAGAAGUUGGACGGAAAAAGGUGCUUGUCUAUUAUGAAAGGAAAUCUGAUAAUAACAACAAAGGAACGAAGACUAACUGGAUAAUGCACGAGUUUACGAUUCAUCAGAUGAAGGACGUCGCAUGUUCUUCUACAAAUGCAAUUCCAGAUGACAAGACGGUUGAUGAGAUUGAAGGAAAUAAGCAAAAAAGUUGA
Molecule: messenger RNA, 519 nt
Organism: Olea europaea var. sylvestris
Lineage: Eukaryota; Viridiplantae; Streptophyta; Magnoliopsida; Lamiales; Oleaceae
Product: NAC domain-containing protein 72-like
Exons: 3
Coding region: 1-519 (172 amino acids)
Biological process (GO): regulation of DNA-templated transcription
Molecular function (GO): DNA binding
Source: RefSeq, a predicted model, not a curated record